Nerophis lumbriciformis (worm pipefish) is the source of this 3879-nucleotide messenger RNA. RefSeq lists its product as uncharacterized. The record is from RefSeq and is a predicted model, not a curated record. Gene Ontology annotation, molecular function: RNA polymerase II cis-regulatory region sequence-specific DNA binding; DNA-binding transcription activator activity, RNA polymerase II-specific. Gene Ontology annotation, biological process: regulation of transcription by RNA polymerase II. Lineage: Eukaryota; Metazoa; Chordata; Actinopteri; Syngnathiformes; Syngnathidae. Gene Ontology annotation, cellular component: nucleus.
CGCGACCUCCUGUACUGUAGAAUGUAGUAUGGACCAUAGGACAGGACGAAGACCUCCUGUACUGUAGAAUGUAGUAUGGACCAUAGGACAGGACGAAGACCUCCUGUACUGUAGAAUGUAGUAUGGACCAUAGGACAGGACGAAGACCUCCUGUACUGUAGAAUGUAGUAUGGACCAUAGGACAGGACGUUAAGAAGCUGUGGAGGCCUAAGAUGCUCUACUAGUCUGCUGGAAAUCGAAGGAAGAACGAUGACAAAGCAAAAUGGCGUUUGACGGAAAAGGCCUAAACGUGGCCAUUAUUGUUUCUCUAUUUGUAUUUAGUGCAUACAUGUACGCAUAUAUGUCGUGUAAUAGAUGAAACAUUGUUAGUCAUUGUUUGUAUCCGGAUACAUUAGUCUGAGCGCACUUUAUCAAGUCUUGUGCUAGCUUAGCUUAGCGUGCUAGUUAGCUUAGCUUGUUAGCUGCUAACAAAGAGACGCGGACGUUAUCAACACAUCGCUAAGUAGAGAUCAAAUGUGAGUGUAAAGUGUUGUGAUUGUGUGAAAAUGUGCGAAAGGACGAUAGCAAAGUAUGAGGAGGAACUUUGUCCAACAAAAGAGGAGAAGGAGCGACAACAUCAACUACUGGACGCUGUUUUCAAGAAACAUCAAGUUGUGUUACACAGAACAGACGUCCAGGAGCCCCCCCACAUUAAAGAGGAAGAGGAAGAAGUGUGGAUCACUCAGGAGGAAGAGUGUCUUUUAGGGCAGGAGGAGGCUGAUCUCAGCAAGUUUCCACUGACUGUUGUCCCUGUGAAGACUGAAGAGCAUGAAGACAAACCACCUGAGUUCUCACAGCUUCAUCACAGUCCAAACCUUGAUGAAGAAACUCUACCUCGUGAGCAAAAGGAGGAACCACAUUCCCCCCACAUUAAAGAGGAAGACGGGAUGCCACGGACCCAUAGUUUUAAACUGACCCUUCACAAGAAAGGGCAAGCGGAGGACCCACUGAUCUUAUGCAUCAAAAAUGAAGAGGAGGACCCACUGACCCCUCACUUUAAGGAGCAAGAGAACACACUGACCCCUCACAUUAAAGAGGACGAGGAGGACCCACUGACCCCCUACUUUAAAGAGGAAGAGGAGGACCAAGAGCCGCCGCACAUAAAAGAGGAAGAGGAGGAACACAGCAUCAGUCAGCCUAAAUGGUUGGUGGAGUUCCCAGUGACUGGUGUCCCUGUGAAGAGUGAAGAUGAUGAGGUCAAAGGUGAAAGUGAGGAGAAGAGCAGCAGCUCAACACAACACAUGACAACAGAAGCUGAUGGAGACCACUGUGGAGGAUCACAAGCAGACAAGCUCUUAGCUCCACUAUCAGAUAGUGAGGACACAACGUCACACUCUCCUGACACUGAUGAUGAAGACUCUAAAGAUGAUGCAACAUGUCACACUGACAACACUCACUUCAAAUGUUCUCUUUGUGACAAAACCUUCAACUGCAGUAGUGGUCUUUAUAGACACAUGAGAACACACACUGGAGAAAAACCUUUUGUCUGUUCAAUCUGUGGUAAAGGUUUUGCUCAAAGUUCAUGUAUGGAAAAACACAUGAGAACACACACUGGAGAAAAACCUUUUAUCUGUUCAAUCUGCAGUAAAGGUUUUGCACUAAGGCACCAUUUGAAAAGUCACAUGAGAACACACACUGGUGAAAAACCUUUUUGUUGCUCAGAAUGUGGUAAAUGUUUUGUAACAAGUCAGAGUUUGAAGUUACACAUACGAACACACACCGGAGAAAAACCCUUUUCUUGUUUAGAAUGUGGUAAAUGUUUUGUAAAACAUCAGAGUUUGAAAUUACACAUGAGAACACACACUAAAGAAAAACCUUUUUCUUGCUCAGAGUGUGGGAAAUGUUUUGUGGCAAGUCAGAGUUUGAAAUUACACACGAGAACACACACUAAAGAAAAACCUUUUUCUUGCUCAGAGUGUGGUAAAGGUUUUGUACAAAGUCACAGUUUGAAAGAGCACAUGAGAAUACACACUGGUGAAAAACCUUUUUCUUGCUCAGAAUGUGGUAAAGGUUUUGUACAAAGUCACAGUUUGAAAGUGCACAUGAGAACACACACUGGUGAAAAACCUUUUUCUUGCUCAGAAUGUGGUAAAUGUUUUGUAACAAGUAAGGGUAUGAAAUUACACUUGAGAACACACAGUGGAGAAAAACCUUUUUGUUGCUCAGAAUGUGGUAAAUGUUUUGUAAACAGUCAGAGUUUGAAAUCCCACAUGAGAGUACAUACCGGAGAAAAAACUUUUAUCUGUUCAUUCUGUGGUAUAGGUUUUGCACAAAGGUCAGGUGUGGAAAAACACAUGAGAAUACACACUGGAGUAAAACCUUUUAUCUGUUCAAUCUGUAGUAAAGGAUUUGUACAAAGUCACCAUUUGAAAAGACACAUGAGAAUACACACUGGCGAAAAACCCUAUAUCUGUUCAAUCUGUAGUAAAGAUUUUGUACAAAGUCAACAUUUGAAAGUACACAUGAGAACACACACUGAUGAACAAUCCAAACACGCAGAGAGAAAGUGUUGAGUUGCGGUGUGUGUGGUGAAAGAUUCUCUCAUAAGUACCAGUGUGAGAAUCACAAGUGUGCUGAUGAGAACAGCAGCAGCAAAUGAAACUGCAGGAUUUGAAAUAAACUGUCAAGACGUUAAAUUGGACUUUCUAACAACAUCAGCACAUAUAACAUGUGUGACAUUGUCGUUUGUGUAACAAUCUUUUUAAUAUGCUUCUACAUUUAUAGAUUAGAUAUUUCAUAUUAGUGCUUUUUUCAGUCAAGCACAUGCAUUCAUAUGCAACAUAGUGUACUUUUAAUAACAAGUGAGAGUAAACUACAAGACAUAUUUUACAUAAAAUAAGCAUUUUUCAUGUGUAUAUAUAUUCAUAAUACAAUUUUAGACUUUAUUCAUAAUAUUGUUGUUUUUUUUUAGGUGUUUGGAUAAUGGAAGUGUGACAUGUUUUUAUUUGUAAUUGUGAAUGAUCCCAUAGAUUAGCACCUUUAUAUGAUAUACAUAUGUACUGGUUCACAUCUGGACCACUUCAGGAAGCAUAUUAUUUACUUUAUACAUCAUUUGAACAUCCAUCCAUCCAUCCAUUUUCUACCGCUUAUUCCCUUUGGGGUCGCGGUGUGACUUUAUGAAUCAUUUGUUGGGUCUCUAUAAUCAAUUGUAUUAAUUAUCUUUAUCACUCUCUUUUGUAAUAUGAUGAUUGUGUUGUGAUUGUUUUACAUGUAUGUCCCCAGACCUUUAUGCGAUAUAAAAGUGAGAGAAAAUGGCUGAAUUGUUUGUGGAAGGAUGGUUUUGUUUUGACAAACUUACAUUUGUGGAUAAAACAAAAACUCCCAUUAUUUUUGUUUUAAACAUUUUUUGUGUUUUAUUUUCUUUUUUAACCUCCCCAAAACAAUAUCAAUUUCAGAAAACAAGUUUGGAGUGUCAGGCAAUAUUAUUAUUAUUAUUCGCAUCAAGCUAGUACAUUUUUGGAAAAGUGGGGCCUUACUUAACUUAUGCGUUUUUUUGUUAGUCAAUUUCUCUGUUGGCUCUGACAAUUGAAACAUUACCUGGAGGUAGUUUGGCUGAGUCCGCUCUCAGUGCUGCUGGAGUGACCGCCAAGUGCCGAGCCGUGAUGAAGUUAGUUUCAAGUUGUCAACAUCCAGCCAGACUGACUUUUUGUCCCCGGCAUUGAAAACUCAUGCCGCGUCUGUCAGCUCGUGCAGACAAGUGCUUUCCAUUAAGGGACCGUCAAUAAAGUACUUGUCGAUGGCUCAUAGAUAACAUUUCCAUCGUCAGCAGCUUUAGUCAUGUGACCUAGAACCGCAAACCCACAUUCAUAUUGUUUGUUCAUCAUUGCUAUGGCCGGCUUU